Messenger RNA from Wasmannia auropunctata (little fire ant), 971 nucleotides. RefSeq names its product neprilysin-like. The annotation marks the transcript as partial. The transcript is spliced from 3 exons. Gene Ontology annotation, molecular function: metalloendopeptidase activity. Gene Ontology annotation, biological process: protein processing. NCBI's taxonomy places the organism in Eukaryota, Metazoa, Arthropoda, Insecta, Hymenoptera, Formicidae. Gene Ontology annotation, cellular component: plasma membrane. The record is from RefSeq and is a predicted model, not a curated record.
GUGGAUUGGAUGGAUGAAAAAACUAGAAGAAGGGCUUUAGAAAAAAUAGCCGCCAUGACUUUACAUAUUGCCUAUCCAAAUGAAUUGUUAGACGAUAGAAAACUUGAGAAUUAUUACGAAGGACUUGAAUUCAGUGUUGAUAAUUAUUUAGAAAACAUUUAUAACUUGUCUAUCUUUGAAAGAAAUUUCUCAUUUAGUAGACUGAGACAGCCAGUGAAUAAAACAGAAUGGAUAAUUUAUGGCGAGUCGGCUGUCAACAAAUUGCCUGCGGGUAUUUUGCAAGGCGUGUAUUUUAACAAUGAUUGGCCACGUUACAUGAACUAUGGCGGCAUCGGUCUUGUUAUUGGCCAUGAGAUUACCCACGGCAUUAUUGAUCAAGGCAAUGAAUUUAAUAAGGAAGGUAAUCUCAUGGAUUGGUGGGAGCCAGAGACGAAGAAGCGUUUUCUCAAGAAGGCCGAAUGUAUAAUUCAUCAAUAUGGAAAUUAUACUGUAGAAGAAGUCGGAUUGAACUUGAACGGGACAAACAGCCAGCGCGAGAACAUCGCAGACAAUGGCGGCACAAGGGAAGCCUAUUACGCGUACAAAGAAUGGAUUAAACGAAACAAACUGGAGCAAAGAUUACCGGGGUUACCGUACAGUCCAGAACAGAUGUUUUGGAUAAGCGCGGCUAAUUUGUUUUGUUACAAGGCUCGACCGAAAGCGUAUUCCCAUAGCCCGACCGAAUUUCGCAUUCGUGGACCACUGUCGAACAUGGAGGAGUUUUCGCGCGACUUUAAUUGCCCGGUCGGUUCCAGAAUGAACCCCAUGAAGAAAUGUACCGUGUGGUAGAUCUCAGAUGCCUGUAAAAUAUGUGUUAGCGAUACAGGUUAACACCGUUUUUAAUCUUAGAAUUAGAAGUUGCAAUUCUGCGUUCGUUGUUGAAACAAUAAGUUUUAUUCUUGACGUCUGGAUUAAAGAUAUUUACGUCCAAA